Molecule: messenger RNA, 2792 nt
Organism: Nematolebias whitei (Rio pearlfish)
Lineage: Eukaryota; Metazoa; Chordata; Actinopteri; Cyprinodontiformes; Rivulidae
Product: rho guanine nucleotide exchange factor 9
Exons: 11
Coding region: 164-1930 (588 amino acids)
Molecular function (GO): protein binding; guanyl-nucleotide exchange factor activity
Source: RefSeq, a predicted model, not a curated record
GCCGAAGCCACGGAUCCUGAGCAUCGGCCCGCAGCGCUGCGCCAUCCAUGACGACGACGAUGAUGAUGAUGGCCUUGGACGUCCAGACUUGCGCGGUGUUCACGGUGGUCGCGGUUCUGGUGCUCGUGAACGUGCUGCUGAUGUUCCUCCUCGGUACUCGUUAAUGGAUCUGCGCUUGGGGCCCGGUUCGCAGCGCGCCGCGCUCUCGCACCGGAGAGGAGAGCAGAGCGGCGCGCGCUGGUCCAGAGCGGGGACGCCCGGCGCUCCAUCACGGAUACGCGUUGCAAUGAAUGACUUGAUAAGUGGAGGUUCGGUUGUCAAUGCUGAGGCGGUAUGGGACCAUGUGACCAUGGCGGAUCGGGAGUUGGCGUUUAAGGCUGGUGAUGUCAUCAAGGUGCUGGACGCCUCCAACAAAGACUGGUGGUGGGGCCAGAUUGACGAGGAGGAAGGAUGGUUCCCUGCCAGCUUUGUACGGGUGGAACCCCACCCUCCUCAGCCCCAAACAAAACAGGUUUUCUAUAUCAACCCCAUAGCAACUCCACGGUUCCAAAACACCACGUCAAAGCUGUGGGUGAACCAGGAGGACGGAGGGGCAGAACCAGUCGAGGGGACCAGCGAGGUUCAGAACGGGCACCUGGAUCCAACCAAUGACUGCCUGUGUCUGGGCUCGCCCCUCCAAAACCGGGACCAGAUGAGGGCUAACGUCAUCAAUGAGAUCAUGAGCACAGAGAGACACUACAUUAAGCACCUCAAGGACAUCUGUGAGGGUUACCUGCGCCAGUGUAGGAAGCGUGUGGACAUGUUUAAUGACGACCAGCUGAAGGUUAUCUUUGGAAACAUUGAGGACAUUUUUCGCUUCCAGAUGGGUUUUGUUAGAGAUCUGGAGAAACAGUACAACACAGAGGAACCACACCUCUCUGAAAUUGGGCCAUGCUUUUUAGAACACCAAGAUGGUUUUUGGAUCUAUUCCGAAUACUGUAACAACCACUUGGAUGCCUGUAUGGAGCUAAGCAAACUGAUGAGGGACGGCAGGUACCAGCACUUUUUUGAGGCUUGCCGUCUCCUCCAGCAAAUGAUCGACAUCGCCAUAGAUGGCUUCUUGCUCACACCGGUUCAGAAAAUCUGCAAAUAUCCUCUCCAGCUGGCUGAGCUUCUUAAGUAUACUGCACAGGAGCACAGUGACUAUCGAUAUGUGGCAGCAGCUUUGGCUGUGAUGCGGAACGUCACUCAACAGAUCAAUGAGAGGAAGAGGAGGUUGGAGAACAUUGACAAGAUCGCCCAGUGGCAAGCAUCAGUUCUCGACUGGGAGGGAGAAGAUAUCUUAGACAGGAGCUCGGAGCUUAUCUACACCGGGGAGUUGUCAUGGAUCUAUCAGCCGUACGGACGCAGCCAGCAGCGAGUCUUCUUCCUCUUUGAUCACCAGCUGGUACUUUGUAAGAAGGACCUGAUACGGCGGGACAUCUUGUACUAUAAGGGCCGCAUCGACAUGGAUCGUUAUGAGGUCCGGGACGCCAUCGACGGGCGGGACGAUGACUUUAACGUCAGUGUAAAGAACGCUUUUAAGUUGUACAACAAAGACAGCGAAGAAAUCCACAUUUUCCUGGCCAAAAAGCCGGAGGAGAAGAUCCGCUGGCUCAGGGCCUUCCACGAGGAGAGAAAAAUGGUUCAGGAGGAUGAGAAAAUUGGUUUUGAGAUUUCUGAGUACCAGAAGCGACAGGCAGCCCUGACAGUGAGAAAGGUGACCAAACAGAAAGGUGUAAACAGGUGCACGCCCCCCUCAUACCCGCCCCCGCAGGACCCCCUCAGCGCGGGGCAGUAUGAAGUAACGGAGGACAUGGCACAAGGAGAAGUUUUUGAAUUCAGCCAAUCCAAAAGAGGCCAGGCACCUUUCUGGCAGAAUUUUAGUAGAUUAGCUCCUUUUAAGAAAUAGACACAAAGACACUUCUGAAGGACCAGCUAUUUUUCUUAGAAGCACUAAACACUGGAUGAUAUCGUCCCACGAUGAAGAAAUUACAAAAACCACACACACACGAGACUCUGAAGUUAAGGACCAAUGUUGUUACAUCGUUUGAUCGGAAACACCAAGAGGACUAAAGACUUGGAUUUAAAGAACAAACUUUACAAUUCCUAUUUGUUAGUAACGUUCUUAGUUAUCACGCUGCUCCUGCUGACUCAUGAACUCUUUCCCUUGGAUUCUGCACAUUCAUCUGAAUGUUCUGGAGUUAUAUACAUAUAUAUAUAUUGAGAUUGUCACAUGGUUUUAUUUUUAAUUCAUCAUUUUGGACAAAAGGAAAGAAGGGAAAAAAUGAAAUUGUGUCCAGAAGCUGAGAUGUGCUGCUAUUUGAGAUUGUUCUGAAUGUGAGAGCGACUGAUGACGACCUCAGCUGAGGGGUGUGUUGUGUUCAGGAACGUCUGUUCUCCAAAAGAUAAAUCAUCCCCAUCACUGAUCACCCACAGAUCAGGCCAUCUCUGCUGAUGGAUCUCCACCUUACUGCCAUGCUCAUUUUUUCCUCCAACAGUGUGCACAGUAUUCCCCCCUUCUCUCUAUCUCUUUCUUUUCUUUUUAAGUUGGUGUCAAGCAGCGUUGCCAGAGAGUCGAAGUUUUCCAGCCCCAAAAAUCUGUUAAAAUCCACCAGUUCACCCAAAAACCUGCCCAAUCAGUAUAUUGUUACAGUAUAUUUACUGUUUGAACAUGAACGCACAUCAGCACAAGCCAAGGUGAUUUAACAGUAUGUGGCAAAACGCAACAAUCCGACCAAAAACUUACCAGAGUUCCCAGCAAAAUCGGAAUG